GCGGGGGCUGGCUAGCGCGAAGUGCCGCGGACCGGCUCCCUUCUCCAGCCUGUCUCUGAGGAAAGUCUCCUGCCAAACUGUCGCCUAACCUUACCCGAGCCUUUAAGGCGAAAAGUCCGCGCCUGGCCGCGUUUCAGAGCCUGACACUUUGCCCCGGAGACCCAGCUCAAACGUGCCCGCUGCGGCGACCGGUGUCCGGAGACCCUCGGGUCGAGUCCAUCCCUAGGCAGAGCAGGCGGAUCAGGCUCGUUAGCUAUGCUGCCCAGCGUCCCUCCAGGGCCCUGACGUUCUGCCGCGCCCGGAACCCAGGCUCACGAUCUGAGUUUCUGGCCGGCGGAGGCGCUCCGCAGCGCGAUCUCACGGAAGUCGCCUCGGAAGGCCGUGACCCGCCAGGACAGGAGAUGGCGCCGCCGGCGGGCGGGGCGGCGGCCGCAGACCCGGGCUCAGCCGUAGUGCUCCUGGCUGUGCACGCCGCGGUGAGACCACUGGGCGCCGGGCCGGACGCCGAGGCGCAGCUGCAGAUGCUGCAGCUGAGCGCGGACCCCGAAAGACCCGGGCGUUUCCGGCUGGAGCUGCGAGGCGCGGGGCCCGGAGCGGUCAGUCUGGAGUGGCCCUUGGAGUCGAUCUCCUAUACCAUCCGCGGCCCCAGCCAACAUGAACUGCAGCCUCCACCAGGAGGGCCCGGAACCCUCAGUCUGCGCUUUCUCAACACUCAGGAAGCUCAGCAGUGGGCAGCCCUGGUGCGAGGUGCCACUGCGGAGGGACAGAAUGGCAGUGGCAGCCCACUCCUAGCCCUGGGACCAGAAACAUGUCCUGUUUCCUCACCCAGUCCCCCUAUGGCCCCAACACUCAAAGUGCCCCAACCUGAGGUGGAUUUUCAGAGCCCUGGAGACUUGAUGGAGAAAGAAGAGCUGGCUGGGCUCCUGGCCCAGGCCAUUGCAGGUGGGGACAAGAAGGGGGCAGCUCAAAUAGCAGCAAUCCUGGCCCAGCGUCACGUGGCCCUCAAUGUCCAGCUUCAGGAGGCCUGCUUCCCGCCUGGUCCCAUCAGGCUGCAGGUCACAGUAGAAGAUGCCACAUCCGCUGCAUCCUCAGCAUCCUCUGCCCACAUCUCACUGCAGGUCUACACCCACUGCACCAUCUCAGCCCUCCAGGAACAGGUGUUCUCAGAGUUCGGUUUCCCACCAGCUGUGCAGCGCUGGGUCAUUGGGAGGUGCCUAUGUGUGCCUGAGCGCAGCCUUGCUUCCUAUGGGGUCCAGCAGGAUGGGGACCCUGCUUUCCUCUAUCUGCUCUCCACUCCCCAAGAAGCCCCAGGAUGCAGCCCUCAAUGCUUGCAGAAGAUGGAAAGGGAACUAGGACAGUUCUUUUCUCAGUCAUUGGGGCUGUCCCGUGCCCUGCAGCCAGCCAGUUCCAGCCUCCCUGGCCCACUUCAGCCUGGCUGGCCCUGUCCUUCCUGUACCUUCAUCAAUGCCCCAAAUCGCCCUGGCUGUGAGAUGUGUAGCACCCAGAGGCCGUGUGCUUGGGACUCCCUUCCUACAGCAUCUGCCCAGUAGUCACUAAAGGUUACAGAACAUGGCCCUUCCCUGGAAGGCCUAAAUGCCUGGACCACCAUCUGAACUCAGGAAAUGUCUGCUUGGCUGCUCACUGGAGACAGACAACAGGGUUGCAGGAAAGAGCUACAAGUCAGUCAUUAAAGACACUUAAGAGUUA
This is a messenger RNA of Sciurus carolinensis (gray squirrel), 1707 nucleotides long. It is a transcript of the gene Sharpin, whose product is annotated as SHANK associated RH domain interactor. Gene Ontology annotation, molecular function: ubiquitin binding; ubiquitin-protein transferase activity. The record is from RefSeq and is a predicted model, not a curated record. Lineage: Eukaryota; Metazoa; Chordata; Mammalia; Rodentia; Sciuridae. The coding region runs from base 402 to 1550 and encodes 382 amino acids. The transcript is spliced from 9 exons. Gene Ontology annotation, biological process: protein linear polyubiquitination; positive regulation of canonical NF-kappaB signal transduction; proteasome-mediated ubiquitin-dependent protein catabolic process. Gene Ontology annotation, cellular component: LUBAC complex.